UUCACUUCUCACUUCUCACUUCCCACUAAACACAACAACCAUGGCCUCCAACACUACCACCGCACUCACCCAACUCCAAACCCUCCUCCCCGACAAAACCCUCACCCCCUCCACCUCCACCCCCUACCAAGCCGCCCUCACAACCCCCUGGUCCCAAACCUGCUGGACCCCAGCAGCAGGAUACAUCCAGAUCAGCACCAUCGACGACCUCACCACUGCACUAUCCAUCAUCCAGAAAACCGGAUGCAAGUUCUCCGUUCGCACCACCGGCCAUAACCCCAACGUGGGGUUCAGUAGCGCCGAUGAAACGGCCAUUGUUCUGGACAUCCGUCAGCUGAAGACCAUGGAGUUGACACCUGAUGGUACAGCUCGAGUCGGGGCGGGAUGUACCUGGGGGGAGGUGUAUACGUGGUUAGAGGGACAGAAAUUGUCUGCAAUUGGGGGGAGGGAUCCACAGGUUGGAUUGGGGGGGUUCCUUCUAGGAGGAGGCAUGGGCGCUCUGCCUAACCUCCACGGUCUAGGAGCAGACAACGUAAAGAACUUCGAGGUCCUCCUCGCCAACGGCACCCUCCUCAACGCCAACCCAACCACCAACCCGGAUCUCUACCACGUUCUCAAAGGCGGUGGUUCUAACUUCGGAAUAAUCACUCAUUUUACCAUCCAAACCUACCCCCUAAUCCCCAUCCAAUACAACAUAACCCUCUACCAACCCACAGACCACACCGCCAUCAACGAAGCCACCGUCUCCGUGCAAAACGCCAUGGCCUCUGAUCCGAAGAUCGGUCUGUUUACCAAUUUUAAUAAUGGCUUUGUAGCUGUGGGGUUACUCUACAGUCACCAGCCCAGUCCAGCUUCUACGUCUAAUUCCCUACCCGUUGUGUUUGAUCCCUUUCAGAAGGUUAAGAGUAUGAUGACAGCGGUGCCACUAACUAACGGGACUAUUCUCUCCCUGGCUCAGGCGAUGGGUCAUGCGCAGGAGGCUAAGAAACGGGCAAUAAGUACAGUUACGACCCGUGUUUCGGUGGCGUUAUACGAAGAAGUAUAUAAAGUAUGGAAUGAAGUAAAGGAGACUCUUCCCGAAGGCUGUAUACUGCAUUACACCAUCCAACCAAUGGGCGAAAAUGGUGUACGGGAGGGUAUGCACCGAGGGGGGAAUAUAAUGGGGUUGAAAGGGGUGGAACAAUGUUGGUGGGUCUUCACCUGUGAAUGGCCCAACGAGUGCGAUGACAUCGCCGCACAACAAGCAGUAGAGACCAUGUCUGAACGGGUACAAACCCUAGCUCAGGAACGGGAUUUAUUGCUCGAUUUCAAAUGUAUGACUUUUGCCACUGGCUUACAGAAGGUUCUCGAGAGCUACGGGGAAGACAACGUAAAGAAGAUGAAAGAGGUAGCAGGGAAAUAUGAUCCCGAGGGAGUGUUUCAGAAGUUACAGUUUGGGGGGUUUUUGUUGAGGGAUCUUUGAUCUUUACCCUCUCUCUAUCUUCCUUUUUGAUCGUUAAUUGAAAUAAUGAAAUGUGUUGAGGACUGAAUACCCCAUACAAUUAACC
This is a messenger RNA of Aspergillus sclerotioniger CBS 115572, 1547 nucleotides long. Its product is annotated as FAD-binding oxidoreductase. The transcript is spliced from 6 exons. Lineage: Eukaryota; Fungi; Ascomycota; Eurotiomycetes; Eurotiales; Aspergillaceae. The coding region runs from base 41 to 1462 and encodes 473 amino acids. The record is from RefSeq and is a predicted model, not a curated record. Gene Ontology annotation, molecular function: FAD binding.